UAAAGAUGCCCUUUCUUGCCUCUAUUCUAACCUCAUCCUUUCGUUCCCUCCAUUCAAUCUCUCAAUUUAGUGCUCUCUUUACUUCAUAAUAAAUCCCGCACUCUCUCUCUCUCUCUCCAGUAAUACAUCCCCCUCCCACGUCCACCUUCGCCUCUUUAAAAGAAAUCAUUCUCUCUUUUUUAACCGUCAAGAAGGGAGGGAAGAGGGAAAGAUCGCUCCCAUUCCUAUCCCCUCGCGCGACUCCCUAAAUACACCGAGAACCCUAACGUCUUAGUAUUAUCUCUUUCUUCUCCGCCGAUCGGAAGUCGGGGAGAGGGAUGGGGGAGUGCUGCAACGGAGGAGGAGGAGGAGGAGGAGGAGGAGGGGUGUCGAUGUCGGUGCGGCCGCCGGCGCUGUUCAGCCCGGGGGCGAUGGUGGACCGCCGGUUCUUGAAGCACGUCUUCGAUAACGUCCAUGGGAACAUCUCGCUUGAUCCGCUGAGCUUGAAGUUCAUAGACACUGAACAGUUUCAGAGGCUACGGGAUCUAAAACAACUUGGUCUUACAUCCAUGGUCUAUCCAGGCGCAGUGCACACUCGAUUUGAGCAUUCAUUAGGGGUUUACUGGCUUGCUGGGGAGGCUGUUCGUUGUCUUCAAACCUACCAAGGUUUGGAGCUUGAUAUAGAUCAUUUUGAUAUGCAAACGGUGAAACUUGCAGGCCUUUUGCAUGACAUAGGCCAUGGACCUUUCAGUCACCUGUUUGAGCGUGAAUUUCUUCCUCGGGUCCUUCCAGGAUCAGAAUGGUCUCAUGAGCAAAUGUCGGCGCAGUUGGUGGACUAUAUUGUUGAUGAACACCACAUUGAAAUUGACCCUAACAGCCUUAGAAAAGUGAAAGAAAUGAUAACUGCCAGCUCUAAGACUGCCCUGGCAAGAAGUUCAAAAGAGAAACAAUUUCUGUAUGAUAUCGUGGCUAAUGGUCGCAAUGGGAUAGAUGUUGACAACAGGUUUGAUUAUAUUAUCCGUGAUUGCCGGGCUUGUGGUCUUGGCUGCAAUUUCCAGUUCCAGAGAUUGUUGGAAGCCAUGCGUGUUAUAGAUAAUGAAAUAUGCUAUCCAGCUAAAGAAUAUCUUACCAUCCACAAGUUAUUUGCAACGCGUGCUGACCUUCACAGAACUGUCUAUACCCAUGCAAAAGUAAAGGCUAUAGAGCUCAUGCUUGUAGAUGCACUUCUAGCAGCAGAUGGCUACUUAAAAAUAUCUUCUUUUACUCUUGACCCAGCUCAAUUUUGGAAGUUAGAUGAUACAAUACUGAAAACCAUUGAAACAGCUGACAAGAAACAGCUGAAGGAAUCUAGGGAUAUAAUCCGAAGGAUUCGUCGGAGGGAUUUGUAUCAGUUCUGCAACGAGUAUGCUGUUCCGAAGGAUAAACUAGAGUAUUUCAAAGACGUCACUUCACAGGAUAUUGUUUGCUCACAGAAAGCUAAUGGAAUAGAACUAAAGGAAGAGGAUAUUGUUGUUAGCAAUGUCAGGAUUGAUUUGACUCGUGGAAAGGAUAACCCUCUUGAGAGCAUUAAUUUCUUCAAGGAUUAUGACAGUGAGAAGAAAUUUACAAUCUCAGAUGAUCGCAUCAGCCACUUGUUGCCUGCAUCUUGUCAAGACAAGAUAGUGAGGGUGUAUGCCAAGAAACCUGAAUUGGUAGAAGCAAUUUCGGAGGCCUUUGAAAACUUCCAAUUGAAAAUAUAUGGGGUCAAAACACAAGUACAUGAGACACCAGAGAAGAAGAGACAUCGCAAGUAAUGGUUCCCUUGUUAUGUUUUGCUUUUCUUCAGUCCUUGCGCGUUGUUACACAGGUCUCCUCUCAUUUUACAUGGAAAGGAAUGGCUUCUUAGGUGCAACAUUUAUAUCUCCAUAUUGGUUGGUAAGCUUUAUAGGGGAAAUGCAUUUUUUUUCAUAUAGCAAUAAAACAAGUAUAUUUGUAGCACUGCCUGUAGUUUUUGUGUCUCAACAAGUGCAACUUGUUUGGACAUAUAAGGGUGAAAUCUCAAGCCAUAAGUCUCAACGAAAAAAUGAUGAUGGUAAACUGAGAUGUGCAGUUGAGCAUCA
Messenger RNA from Phoenix dactylifera (date palm), 2078 nucleotides. The record is from RefSeq and is a predicted model, not a curated record. NCBI's taxonomy places the organism in Eukaryota, Viridiplantae, Streptophyta, Magnoliopsida, Arecales, Arecaceae.